AUGGACCGAGAAAUGCUAGGGCCGGUGGUUACAACGGAGUGGGCGGAUCUGGUGGCGGUGCCGCCGUACUACCUGGCGGCCCAGACCAUCAUGAGCGACCGCCCGGAGAGAGAGAUGCUAGGGCCGGUGGUAAAAACGCAGUGGCCGGAGCUGGUGGGGCAGCCGUACUACCAGGCGCACCAGACCAUCAUGAGCGAGCGCCCGGACGUGACAAUAAUGGAGCUUGCCCCGCUCGAGGAUCUUCCCUAUGCGUGGCCAUCCGACUACACGCGCGUCUGCGUCAAGGUCGAUACUAGAACCAUGACCGUGUAUGGUGACGACUCCUACCCGUAUCCACAAGCUGGCUAA
Miscanthus lutarioriparius is the source of this 348-nucleotide messenger RNA. NCBI's taxonomy places the organism in Eukaryota, Viridiplantae, Streptophyta, Magnoliopsida, Poales, Poaceae. The record is from the annotation of a GenBank genome assembly.